Molecule: messenger RNA, 471 nt
Organism: Chelonia mydas (Green sea turtle)
Lineage: Eukaryota; Metazoa; Chordata; Testudines; Cheloniidae
Product: scale keratin
Exons: 1
Coding region: 1-471 (156 amino acids)
Cellular component (GO): intermediate filament
Molecular function (GO): structural constituent of cytoskeleton
Source: RefSeq, a predicted model, not a curated record
AUGUCUUCCUGCCAAGACCUGUCUUACCGACCCAGCUCAUGUUAUCCUGACAUAUGCCCAGAUCCAUGUGUUGUUGCCCGCAAUGAGCCUUGUGUCACCUCGUGCGGAGAUUCGACAGCAGUGGUCUAUCCACCACCAGUUUCCGUGCUAUUCCCAGGACCAAUUCUCUCUACUUCCCCUCAACACAGUGUAGUGGGAAGCACCUUACCAGCUCUACCCUAUGGAGCUUGGGGUGUAUCUGGGGGUGGUAUUUUGGGCGGCUCAAUUGGUUAUGGUGGAGGUUAUGGUGGUGCAUACAGGGGUAGAUAUGGAGGUGGUUUAGGGGGUGGUUAUGGGGGCUUAUAUGGUUAUGGGGGCUCGUAUGGGUACGGUGGUGGAUACGGGGGUGGCUAUGGGGGCUUAUGUGGGUAUGGGAGGAGAUACGGUAGCUGGUGCUAUUCUUCCCGCCGUGGAAGCUGUGGCCCAUGUUAA